Molecule: messenger RNA, 843 nt
Organism: Culex quinquefasciatus (southern house mosquito)
Lineage: Eukaryota; Metazoa; Arthropoda; Insecta; Diptera; Culicidae
Product: probable phospholipid hydroperoxide glutathione peroxidase
Exons: 4
Coding region: 96-698 (200 amino acids)
Biological process (GO): response to oxidative stress
Molecular function (GO): glutathione peroxidase activity
Source: RefSeq, a predicted model, not a curated record
CCCUCUUCGUUCUGCGGCACAUCACCGUUUUCAGUCUCAUCGUAGCCGGCUUUUUAUAAAUUUCGUAGCAUCACGGUGAGCGACGUCAAUCCCGAAUGAGAGCCAUCAUCGUACGGAAACUUCAGAGUAGUGUUGUGAAAUUCAGUUACUGCGGCUAUCGAUACAAGUACACGGGCUCAGAAAUGGCGGAGGAAUCUACUUCGGACUACAAGAAGGCAUCGUCGGUGUACGAUUUCACGGUAAAGGAUGGCCAGGGAAACGACAUCAGCUUGGAGAAGUACCGCGGCAAGGUGCUGCUGAUCGUUAACAUUGCGUCGCAGUGUGGUCUCACCAAGGGAAACUAUGCCGAGCUGACGGAAUUGUCCAAGAAGUACGAGGAUAAAGAAUUCAAAAUUUUGUCGUUCCCGUGCAAUCAGUUUGGUUCUCAAAUGCCCGAGAAGGAUGGAGAAGAAAUGGUGUGUCAUUUGAGGAGCGCAAAAGCUGAGGUUGGAGACGUGUUCGCGAGGGUCAACGUCAACGGCGACGAAGCCGACCCGCUGUACAAGUACCUGAAGCACAAGCAGGGUGGUAGCUUGGGCAGCUUCAUCAAGUGGAACUUCACCAAGUUCCUAGUCGACAAGGCUGGUCAGCCGGUGGGCCGUUUUGCGCCGACCACCAACCCGCUGGACAUUGUGAAGGAUAUUGACAAGCUGCUGUAGAGAGUUGCUGUGAGCGAUAAUAUUUCCCAGUAGAUGUGAUUUUUAUUAACUGCACCGCUUUUGCAUUUUUUGUUGUUGAAUUUUGUCCGAUAUUAAAAAUAUUCAAAUUUGAUGCUUUAAAAUAAAAAAAUAAAAAUAAAAUAAA